Molecule: messenger RNA, 297 nt
Organism: Monoraphidium neglectum
Lineage: Eukaryota; Viridiplantae; Chlorophyta; Chlorophyceae; Sphaeropleales; Selenastraceae
Exons: 3
Coding region: 1-297 (98 amino acids)
Source: RefSeq, a predicted model, not a curated record
AUGGACAAAACCACGCAGAACCUGGCAGCCACCCCUGAGGGCCGCAGCGCAUUGGUGCUGGCAGAGGUGCAGAAGCUGCCAGGUGGCUGUGGGGGCGAGGACCCAGAGGACCCUCGAUGUGCCAAGGUGACUGUGAUUGGCAGCACGCGGCCUGUGCCUCCUGAGGGCGUGGACCAGGCCAUGGGCAUGCUGGUGGCGCGACACCCCGUCAUGGGCGGCCUGCACAUCGUGUCCGCGGAGGACUACUUCGCAGCGGACCUUGCGCCGGCGCCCUCGACUGCGGCAGCAGCGGCAUGA